Messenger RNA from Culex pipiens pallens (northern house mosquito), 2632 nucleotides. Its product is annotated as neuropeptide SIFamide receptor-like. The record is from RefSeq and is a predicted model, not a curated record. The transcript has 9 exons. Gene Ontology annotation, biological process: G protein-coupled receptor signaling pathway. Bases 803 to 2176 code for a protein of 457 amino acids. Lineage: Eukaryota; Metazoa; Arthropoda; Insecta; Diptera; Culicidae. Gene Ontology annotation, cellular component: membrane. Gene Ontology annotation, molecular function: neuropeptide Y receptor activity; peptide binding.
GGCGCCGGAUGCAGACGUGCGGGCCGGGUUUUUCCGCUCUCUUUCUGUCGGUGAACAUUUUUGAGAGCAAAAGUAUAAAGGAUUUGAAAUCUAGCUUCGGUGAGUGACUCUAUUGUUAGAGUCGUUCGGUAAAUUUCGUUGCGCGGUUUACUUUUGGAUUUUUGGCGUUUCAACAAUUGAGUUGUUGUUGUUUUUUUUCUUGCGACUGUUAUGUGCUCGGUGGAUUUUGGUGAAGUGGUUGUGUGCAAGUUCCAAUUUUUCGAGGAUUACCGUUUAUGAAACCAACUUUUUUUUUGUAAGUGACAAACCGGUUACAGAAGCUGUGAAAAAGUGUGGAACACCGGCAAAGGAAUUUUCCGGAAUAUGAAAAAAAGGGAAAAAUGCUAAAUAGGUUCAAGUUUUCUAUUGUGAAUUGCACUCAACCUUUAAGCCGGUGAGUGGUUUUGUGUUUGAAGUGAACAAAACAAAAGAGAUUAUUCUCGGUUCCGACCUGGUUCAAGGAAGUAUGCGUCGUUGGUUGGAUGCGGUUGCGGUAAACAAUUUGUCGCUUAGCUUGAUGUAUUGUGCAGAGGAUUAGAGCUUUUCCAGGACUCGGCGGAUUGUGUGCUACACGACCUUGAGUAUCAACAGAUCAAACAAACAGCUGUCAGCCCGGACAACCCGACAGUAAUUGAAUCAAUUCCGGCCCAUAAUAACGAUCAAAGCACAAUGGAGCGGAAAACGCGCUCAAAUUAAUUCCUCGUAAUCUUGUCGAGUUCACCCGGUUGCCCAGCUGCCUUCCCGGUCCAUCCUUGCGCGGCGGAUGGACUCCGACUCUCUCAACUGCACGUCGAACAUCGGGUCGAGCCACAACUGGACCUGCUUCAUCGUCCACUAUGAGACGGACGCGACUCCGACAGCGCCGUCAUCCACCAACGCGACCGCCCUGGCCAUCUUGGCCAAUCUUAGCCGGGCCAAGUUCGAUGACUUUGAUACCGCUGUGGACGGGUACGACGGCACUCGGACGGUGGGCCUGGAUCCGGCCUACCAGCUCCGGUACGGACUGGUUGGGACGGUUUUGUUGAGCGUUGCCUACACGCUCGUGUUCAUCGUGGGCCUGCUCGGGAACUUUGCCGUGGUCAUCGUGGUCAAGAAAAGCACCAUGAUGCGGUCCCCGACGAACCGCUUCAUCGUGAAUCUGGCGUACGCUGAUUUAUUGGUUAAUUUUCUCUGCCUGCCGUUCACGCUGAUUGGCAAUCUCUACCCGGCCUGGAUCCUGGGGGUGUUCUUCUGCAAGACGGUCUCCUACCUGCAGGGCGUCUCGGUGUCCGCCUCGGUCAACACCCUGAUGGCCAUUUCGAUCGAGCGCUGCGUGGCCAUUUCGUUUCCCAUCUCGGGCACCAUCACGACCAGACAGUACCGCGUGAUAGUCACCAUCAUCUGGACCAUUGCCCUGGGUAUCAAUCUUCCGUGGUUGUUUGUGUUUACGCUCAAACCAAUUGGGAUUCCGGGCAGCAUAGCGCAGAUCUGCACCGAGCUGUGGCCCUCGCCGGCCUCCGAGAGCUGGUACUUUCUGUUCGCCAACCUGUUUCUGUGCUACCUGGGGCCGCUGAUUGUGAUAUCCGUCUGCUACGUAAUCAUCUGGAAAAACGUCGCCUACCGGAAGCUGCCCCGGGAUCUGAUCAUCAGCCGGAAAAGCGAGGUGUACAACCGGAGCAAAGUGAAGGUGGUGAAAAUGAUAUUUGUCGUCAUCGUUACUUUCAUCAUUUCUUGGCUACCGUUGUACGCGAUAUUCUGCUUCGUAAAGUUCGGAGGCGACCUGGUUUAUGACGAGUCAGUGCAAACCCUAAUCCUGGGUGUUCUCCCGGUGGCCCAGUGGCUAGGUGCGGCCAACUCCUGCAUCAACCCAAUCCUGUACGCCUUCAUGAACCGGAAGUUUCGGGCCGGCUUUUGGCACCUGUUUCGAACGUGUUGCGCCGGAGAGGAUGAUGAUUGGGUGCUGCCCACGACGGUGAUCCGUAGCGACGAGGCACGCGACCAGGUGCUGCGACGAAUACGUUCGGAAAAGCACUACGUCCGCAACGGGAACCAUCUCCACCACCAUGCCACCAUCAACAACGGCCAAAAGCCGGUCCAGUGUGGACCGAUGCGGUACUCGCAGUCUACCAAAGUGGUUUCAUUGAGUGAACUCACCUAGCAUUCGCGGUCCACUCUACAAACGAGUCCGUUUUAAUUAUGAGAAAUUUUUAGCCGAACUUUAAGAAAGGUCACACAUUUUCCCAUUACAUAACCUUAGCAUUAAGUCUCCCCCAAAAACCCGCAUAGCGUCACGUGUUAGGCAGCAUCAUAUAAGAAGCCUUACCGCAGAGCAGAGUGUUUGUAUCCAUUGUAGAGUUCGAAACAUCUGCAAGCGCAAACGCAGCAGUACAAACAAUAAAAUCAAGUAAAUAGUGUUUUUAAAGUAAAAUUAUCAUAUUAAAUUAUUCAUAUUUACAAACAUAUAAGCCGCAUUUGAUGCCAAAACACACAAUAGUGCGAUGUAGGGAACAUCAUUAAAAAAUAUCGUCUAUUUUCGUACCGUCUAUUUGUGAUAUUUUGCUCAGAACGAAGUAAAAAUUGUUGGUCUCAUCUUAGGGUAAAAUAAAAAAUAUAA